Messenger RNA from Cercospora beticola, 1919 nucleotides. It is a transcript of the gene DML1, whose product is annotated as Dml1p. The record is from RefSeq and is a predicted model, not a curated record. Gene Ontology annotation, biological process: mitochondrion organization. NCBI's taxonomy places the organism in Eukaryota, Fungi, Ascomycota, Dothideomycetes, Mycosphaerellales, Mycosphaerellaceae. Gene Ontology annotation, cellular component: mitochondrion; cytoplasm.
CUCAGUCGCGCGUCUAUCCGCUAUCCGUGCCUGCGUCGAGCACAACCCGACUGCCGUCCGCUCUUCACCGCAGCGCCUCCGCUCAGCAUCUACCAUGAACAUGCAUCUGAAGCUGGUCUGCCUUCACAGUCCUUUUCCUCUUCCUCCUCCUCAGCCCGCCGCUGCUGCUGUGUCGCCUGCGCUCCAAGUCAAUUACCACGCCCAAUAUGCAUGAAAUUUUGACGCUCCAGUUUGGGCAGCAGGCCAAUUACCUGGGAACGCACUACUGGAACACACAAGAAUCCUACUUCACCUACGCCGGCGAGAAUGAGUCGCCCGUCGACCACGAUGUGUCCUUCCGUCCCGGCAUCGGCGCUGACGGAGGCGAGACAUAUACCCCUCGCACGGUCAUCUACGACUUGAAAGGCGCAUUCGGCACGCUGAGACGUGAAAAUGCUUUGUACGAACUGCAGCAGCAAGAAAAUCCGGCCUCGGACGGGCAAUGGAGCGGGAGGACUGAUUCACUUCGACUGCCGCCCAUUACUCCCAGCCCGUAUCAAGUGGCACUGGACGCAGGCCUUGAGCCCCCUACCUUGAGCACCGAGAGUGUUCGCUUUUGGUCCGAUUACAACCGUGUCUUCUACCACCCUCGCAGCAUCAUCCAGUUGAACGAAUAUGAGUUGAACAGCUCGCUCAUGCCCUUCGAGCAGUGGUCUACUGGCGAAGAUCUGUUCUCCGCCUUGGACCGCGAGCACGACCUGCUCGACCGCGACCUUCGCCCUUUCCUGGAGGAGUGCGAUCAACUACAAGGCAUUCAAGUCUUUUCUGGUACCGAUAACGCCUGGGGUGGCUUUGCGUCGAAAUAUCUGGAACGCAUCAACGAUGAGCUUGGCAAGGGCUGUCGGUGGAUGUUCGGUUUGUCCGACACUCAGCGGACCGCGAGAGACAGGCAAGGUCAACAACUCGCGAACACCGCGCAGUCACUAUAUGCACUCGACUCAUCUGCAAGCCUCCAUAUUCCGGUUCAAAACGUGCCGUCUUGGUUACCUGACUAUGUGUCCUUGGAUGCAGCAAGUCCCUGGAGUACAUCGGCAUUACAGGCAGCAGCGAUUGAAUCAGUCACGCUGCCGACACGCCUUCAAUUGACCCAGUCGGGCAGAGCGACAUUCGAUACUUUCGAGACGACACUGAACGGCGAUGGCAAUCGCCGCAUCGCAGCUUUCUCCUUCUCCGCGAAGAUUGACACAGGGGUCAACGGCCACGACAGCGCAACCCACGGUGACACACGAAUGACCAAUGGCACCACUGCUGACGAGGAGGACCACGCGAAAGAGGAGGAUCAGCUUGACGUCGAGCUCUUUCCCCACUUCUCGCUUCCAAACCGAUCAGACAGAAGUCGCCGCCCACCUCGGCGUCCUCACGUGUUCAGUAGAGUGUCAUCUUUACGAGGCGCCUGGCUGUCAGCAGCGGACGAGGACUAUAACGACCCUGAAGUCCGGCGGCGCCAAGCUAAUGGACCAAGAUCAUCGACACACAGGACAAGCCUAUGCUUCCCGAUGCUUACAUCCUUUCCGACCGUACUGCGGUUCCCGGGUGAGCCUCAAGCAUUAGCCGUUCAGACCUCACUUUACACCUUCACCGACAUUUCAAACUGUUUAAGGACUAUCGGUAGCGUUGCAAGACGCAUGCCUUCAAUUGAUGAGCGUGAAGCUCUCUACGAUGGUCUGUCGGCGAUGGCAGAUGAGUACGAGGAAGGUUGGAUGAGCGACAGCGAUGAAGACGAAGAUUGAUUCACGGAUGUCUCUAGUGUAAAUCCACCCGCAUCAACUUCAGCCUCAACUUGUUGAGCGACUGCGGCGGCUUCCUCCAGUCAACAUAUUUUCCUUGCACCACCGGCUUCACAUGAUCAGUCGUGUCGUAUACUGGCCCAGGAACCCCAG